AUGUCGCAAACUAAGUACAAUAAAUGUCACAUUAGCGAUGCGUGGGAACAAACAGCAAGCAAACAAAUGGCGAUAGCAGCAAAAGAAGAGGCAGAUUAUGCAAAGGAAAUUGGUCAGAUCGAUAAAAAUGGAAUUCCAUUAAUAACCGUUGUGGCAGACGGAUGCUGGUCUAAAAGGUCUUAUAGAUCAAACUACAAUGCCCUCUCCGGUGCAGCCACAAUAAUACGCCACCGAUUUGGAAAAGUUUUAUAUCUAGGUGUAAAAAAUAAGAUUUGUUCGAUUUGUUUAGCCAACAAUCAAAUUGAACAUAAAUGCUAUAAAAACUAUACUGGAACUUCUACAGGAAUGGAAUCCACCAUUUUGUUAGAGGAAUUUAAACACGGCAUUAAAUAUGCAAAGCUAAUUUCUGAUGGUGAUAGUAGCAAAAUUUUUAGAGAAUAG
Molecule: messenger RNA, 441 nt
Organism: Psylliodes chrysocephalus
Lineage: Eukaryota; Metazoa; Arthropoda; Insecta; Coleoptera; Chrysomelidae
Source: the annotation of a GenBank genome assembly